Molecule: messenger RNA, 2470 nt
Organism: Cheilinus undulatus (humphead wrasse)
Lineage: Eukaryota; Metazoa; Chordata; Actinopteri; Labriformes; Labridae
Gene: hgh1
Product: HGH1 homolog (S. cerevisiae)
Exons: 10
Coding region: 143-1315 (390 amino acids)
Source: RefSeq, a predicted model, not a curated record
CGGGACUACAUUACUGCUGUUGCUUCAGUCUGUGGUGUCCACAUGUGACUGUACACAUGCUGUCUUAUUUAUGUAGGAAACAACAAGGACUAAUGACAACAUUUUGCUGAGAACAUUGGAAUCCAUCUGAGGAUAAAAGAAAAUGUUGAGUGAUUCAGAGGCUGCAGAGCUGCUGUCCUUCCUGAGCCCUGCUACACGUCCUGAUAUCAAAGGUCAGGCCACAGAGUACUUCCUGGGACUGUCAGCUCACAGCGAUGGUUGCCGUUUCUUCCGCUCUAAAGCGGACUUACUUAAAGCUCUGUUUGCUCUCACGUCUGACCCCUCCAUCGCGGUCGUGAAGGACUGUUACCACAUCUUCAUCAACCUGUCAGCUGAUGAGACUCUGCACCAGGUGUUGUUAGCAGAAGUUAAUGUUCUUCCAGUGCUGUUAAAGAACCUUCGGGAUCCAGAGUGCACGUUCUCUGAUCAGAUUUCCACCAUUCUGACAAACUUGAGUCGUCAUGAGAAGACCUGCAAGACAGUGUUCAAGGUCCUCCAGGAGGACACUGGUUUGGCUCAGCUGGUCGAGAUCUUCUGUACUGAAGGUUACAACAAAAAGGCCAAACUGCAUUACCUGGGUCCUCUGCUGUCCAACCUGACACAGCUGCCAGAGACCAGGAACUACAUCAUGGACAGAGACAGAUGUGUAGUCCAGAGAUUGCUGCCGUUCACUCAGUACCAGGCUUCAGCGGUGAGGAGAGGAGGAGUCAUCGGCACCUUACGCAACUGCUGCUUCGACCACACCUGUCAUGAGUGGUUACUAAGCGAGGCUGUUGACAUCCUGCCCUUCCUCCUGCUGCCGCUGGCCGGUCCAGAGGAGCUGACGGACGAGGAAAAUGAAGGUCUGCCUGUGGACCUGCAAUACCUCCCAGAGGACAAAAAGAGGGAAGAAGACCCCGACAUCAGGAAGAUGCUGCUGGAGACGCUUCUACUGCUCACAGCAACCAAACCUGGCCGGACAAUGCUGAAAGAAAAGAACGUUUAUCCGAUCAUCAGAGAGUUUCAUCGCUGGGAGAAAGACGUCCACGUCGUAGCUGCCUGUGAGAAACUGGUCCAGGUUUUGAUUGGAGAUGAGCCGGAGCAGGGGAUGGAGAACCUGAUGGAGGUGGAGAUUCCCGGGGACGUGGAGGAGAAACUGAAGGAGGCCGACAUCAAAGAGCAGGAGGAGCUGAAGAAAGAGCAGGAGAGGAUGAGACAGGAGGAAGAGGAGGAGGAGAAGAGGAAAAAGGAGGCUGAGAGGACAGAAGAAGAACAGGUGAAGGGACUGAUGCGAUGAAGAGGCUUUUUAGACGGGGUUCAUCUGGUGCAUUUGUGACGGUAGAGCUUUUAUGUCAUUCAGACAUAAGAAAUGCAAGGACUUUAAAGAGAGUGGCAUACCACCCUGACAUUAAAUGCUGUUCCAUAAAGCAUGGGUGUCACUGCUGGAGAACUUUUACAAGUUAAAGAGAGAAGAAUGCGUUAUUUCCUCACAGGUGUCAGUGAUGGAUUUCAGAAUUUCAUUUACUAUUAAAAUCUAAAAAUAAUACUUUAAGUAUUGAACAGUGGCAUGGUCUUUCCGCUUAGGGUUAUAUUUCAUCCCCAUAAAGCCCUGGAUCUCAACUGUUGGGUCAGGACCCAAAGUGGGUCAUGGAUGUGUGCUAGUAAAAAGAUAUACGAUAAAAGGUAUAUGAUGUGCCUUUAUUUUUAAGGAUAUGUCUCCUUCUCUUCAUUUUGUCACAUCUUUUGCUCCAUCUUUUAGUCCAAAUACCUCACUUUCCAUUGAAAAUACUGGUUAUAACUGAAAAAUUGAAGAAAUGUGGGUUGUUUUUUGUCAUUAAAGAGUAGACAGUGGGUUCUGAUGCUCAACCAGUUGAGAACUACUGCUAUAAAGGAUGCAGUGUCAAUAUGCAACAUGUCUUUUUUCCCUCUUUGCCCUGGACAAUGAGGAGGAAAUCCAUGAGAAAAAUCUCAAACGCAUAUUUGCUUCUUUCCCACUGUGUCACUGUUUAUUUCACAUAUUUUUUUAGUUCUCAUAACUGCAUUGUAGUGGAAAAAAUAUUUCCCAAAUAGAAUUCACAAUGUAAUCAUGAUAAAUCAUCUUUGCAGAUUCCUUUUCCCUUUUUUCAGUAAUUAAUGAUGUAAAUCAUGUGUACGUAACGAUUUUGGUGGUGCGUCCCAAACAGCAUGCAGUCUUAAUUCACAAGAAAAAGCAUCUCCACACCCAAGCAUCUCUGCAGCUCUUUAUUUAAGUGGGAUUAACCUUUCAAAAUAAAAUAUAUAUAUUCUGCUGUUUUACUUAUUUUGCAAUACUUGUGAAAGCUUAACUAUUGGUUUAAAUGAUGAAUGCUCAUUUUACUGCAUUGGUCUUUAAUCAGCAUUGUUACAAGUGGGACUUAAACUUUUCCCAUCAUGACUCUGUGGAAUAAAGUUACUCUGGUAUUUUCUGACUGUA